Messenger RNA from Vitrella brassicaformis, 3674 nucleotides. The record is from the annotation of a GenBank genome assembly. NCBI's taxonomy places the organism in Eukaryota, Vitrellaceae.
GAACAAUUAUUGAUAUCAAUCACUCAAUCAGUCGCCACGACGGCACUAGACUUCGAUCGAUGAAUGCACUAUACACACAGCACACACACACACACACAGCCAAUCAAGUGUCUGUCUGCACACUACAAGUACAAAAUGCACACACGCCCUAUUCGAUGGGGGCGCUUGGUGACUGACUGGCACACACACAAGCAGCCAGGAAAAAUGCCGCCACGCCAUGUCAUGUCGACCGGAAAAACGCCCACAACACAAAUCAGCUGCCACACGGUGAAAAACCAACGGAGCACACUCACGCACCCACACCCCACUAGAUGGGUGAAAGGAUGCACACAGUAGGAGGCACACGCUUGUCAGGCGGCUGUGGCGUUAGUCCUCAUGUAUUUCUUGUACUCGUCGAGGGCGUCAGGGUUUGCCAGUGCACUCCUGUUGGGUACCGGCCUGCCGUGGAUGACCUCGCGCACGGCAAGCUCCACGACUUUGCCGGUCUUGGUGCGGGGGAUGUCGCGCACCGGGUAGAUGUACGCUGGCACGUGCCUGACAAACGGGAAAGGAAUGACAGGAAAGGACCGUUGCUAUUUCGGGGUGACUGUCUUUCUGUCUGUGGUUGUGUUUGUUGUUACCUUGGUGUGGUGUUGGAUCUGAUUUGGUGUUUGAUCUUCUUGAUGAGGGCCUCAUCCAACUCGCAGUCCUUCCUGCGCACCAUGCGAGAGAGAAUACGUUCUCUCAGAAACGGUCAGUGUCUUGUGUCUCCCUCCCUCCCUUCCUCCCUCUCUCUCUAUGUGUGUGCUGUGUGGUGGGGGGCGGUUACGUACCUGAGUUUGACGAACAGAACGAUCUCCACGUCCCGCUGCACGCCCUCCUCGUCGAGUAUCUCGCCAGCCACAGCAAUCGACUCCUCCACCUCAUCCAACUUGUCCACCUGACACAUGCAACACACACACUGUCAUCUCUGUUGUCACAUGAUGGAUGCCCUGGAUGCGCACCUCUCUGUAUAUCUCAGCGGUGCCGACCCUGAUGCCCCCCGGGUUGAGCACGGCGUCCGACCGGCCGUACACCACCACUCCGCCCCUGUCAGUGAUCUCGGCAAAGUCACCAUGCGCCCACACGUUGUCAUACUUGGCGAAAUACGCCUUCCUGAAGGAAUGAAUCGGUCGUACGUGUCUUGGUCAUGAGUGCAAUGCACUCAUCAGCGAGCGGCACUGCCCUAGUUACUUGUAUUUUUGGUUGUGUGGGUCGUGCCAGAAGCCCCAUGGCUGGCUGGGGAAGGGUUUGGUGCAGACGAGCUCGCCCUUCUCGCACUUGACGGACUGGCCGUGCUCAUUGUACACCUCAACUGCCAUACCUGCACAAAAAGGAGGAAGGAACGAAGGCAUAGCCAAGUGCCCCUCCCUGUGUGUGGGUGUGGCCUACCGAGCCCCAGCGCUUGGAUCUCGCCUCGGUAGACAGGCCCAAUGGGGUUGCCUGCAGCGGCCACAAACACAUCAGCGAAAGGAUAUGUCGGGUGUGCAUUUGUCAUGCAGACACUCUCGCCCUGACCAAGUAUGAAGCACGAUAUGAUGUCCGUGCCCCCAGAUAUGGACGACAGACACACGUCAUCCUUGAUCUCACGAUACACAUAGUCGAAGCUGACACACACACACAGACACACACAUCAGUCAGUGCAUCUGUCUGUCAAUGUCUUUAUUUAGCGCUGGCUGAUGGUGACCUUACGCCUCGGCAGUGAGCGGCGAGCCUGUUGAUGUGAUGGUACGAAGAGCGCUGAGGUCGUGGGUCCUGAGUGACACAGAAAGCACGGCAACACGCAUGGAGACAACAAGUAUGUGGUGACGGUACUGAUUUCUUCUCGCUCACUUCCGGGGCGACACCCCCGCUUUGUUGAGGUAGUCUAUGUACUUGGCUGACGUGCCAAACAGCGACCCGCCUAACACACACACACACAGACGGAUAUCACACACACAGACGGAUAUCACACACUGGCAGGUAUCCACACGAAACUAAUCGCAUGGGAGAGGUGUGCCAUCUGUCGGCCCAGACCCACCGACCAUAGGUAUCGACAAAGUCCCACAGAAUGGAUGUGUGUGGGUGGAAUGGGUUGCCGUCGUACAGCAGCAGUGUGGCCUCCGAGGCCAGCCCGGCCGUCAGCCAGUUCCACAUCAUCCAACCACACGUCGUGAAGUAAAAUAUCCUAUCGCCGGAAUGGACGUCCGUAUCUGACAACCACCACACAGACACAAUCGCACAGGUCAACACCUCUCUCUGAGUGAGUGUGUCUUUGUGUCUUACGCAGUUGGUGUUCCUUGAUGAGCUGCAGGAGGCAGCCCACCCGGUGCACUAUGCAUUUGGGCAGGCCAGUGGUGCCGCUGCUGAACAGAAUGAAGGCGGGGUCGUUGAAGGACCGGUCGGCGUACUCGAUCUCCGCCACGGGCUGCCCCUCACUGCAGAGGUCUUCCAAGGUCGUCAUGCCGGGCUGUGAUGGCAGAGGGGCGGGUGAGUCGUGUCUGUAUGGGAGCACCACUGUCUGCAGCAGGGUGGGCAGCUGACGGGACACCUCCAGAACCUGCAGCGAGAGAGAGAGAGAGAGAGCAGCACCAAAGAAACAGUACUGGAUGCAUGUCGUCGCAGCGCAUACCAACCCACCCACCUUUGGCAUUGUGUCGAUCCACUUGCCCUUGUAGAGGUAUCCGUCCGUGGCGAACAGCAGCCUGGGCUCGAUCUGCCCCAGCCGGUCCAUCACGCCCUCGACACCAAAGUCAGGCGAACACGAUGACCACACACCUUCACAGACCAGCACAUGGCAUACACGAAUCUGCAACUCGCGUCAUUCAUCGCCUUGUUGUGUGUGCGCACCUCCGACGGCUUGUGUGGCGAUCAUGGCGACGGUCGCUUCAGGCGUGUUGGCCACCACAGCACCAACACGGUCACCAGCUGCAGAAGAAAGAACAAAAGACACACACACGCAGGCAGGCAGGCAGGCACGAUUCAAUCACUGCUGCCAUUGACUCGUGCGUGUGUGUGUGUUGUCUUACGGUUGACGCCGAGCCUCCUCAUCUCCGCUGUCAGCCUGGCCACUUGGUCAUGAAGCUGUGCGAAUGAAAGCUCUCGCCGCACCUGAUCCUCGCCCCAGAAGAUCAGUGCUGGCGCGUCAUCACGACGCCUGCACAACACGCCACACGGCACAGCACAGACACACCAUCAACAAAGCUAUGUACAUUGAUUGCCCGCCUGUGUGCUCCCAUCUCACCUGAGCAUGUUCUCGGCGAAGUUGAGCCUGCCGUCAGGGAAGAACCUGCAGGCCAUCAUGUCGUGCUGGUUGUCCACCAGCCGGCCGCCCUUGACGCCUCUCACGCCGCAGAAGUCCCACACGUGGCUCCAGAAGGCAGGCGCCUCGUCCACAGACCACCGGUGCAGCCGCGCAAACUCAUCGUGUCUGCCCCCGUGCCGCACAGAGAGGGGCGCCUUCUCGUUGAUGAAUCGGGUGAGGAGCGCCCGCUGCCGCCUCUCUUCUGAUGGCGCCCAGAGAAGGGCGUGGUGAUGAGUCGACAGAGUGCGGAACGAGGUGGCGUUGCAUCUGGUGGUGAGGCGAUGGAGAGAUGGCCAUGACGGCAGAGAGAGGGGGAGGGGGAGGGGGAAGGCAUGCUUCGAUAACGAGGGCAUGACGGCUCUCACGAAGAGAG